AUGAACAUAAAUAUAAUACAGACGUAUGCUCCCACAGCCGAUAAGUCCACAAAUGAACUUGAGGCGUGGUACACAGAAUUGGAGGAGUUAAUAAAAGUUACUAAGAAACAAGAUCUUACAGUCAUCAUGGGAGAUUUUAAUGCGAAGAUAGGCCAAGGGCGAUUGUCGGAUUUGGUUGGCGAGUUUGGGUUGGGCGACAGAAAUAACAGGGGCGAAAGGCUCAUUGAAUUUUGCCAACAACACAACAUGGCUGUAACAAAUACCUGGUUCAAACAUCACCCUCGCAGACUUUACACUGGACGUCACCACAACAUACGAAUACCAGGACAAGUGAGACCAAAAUGGAAAAUCAUUAAAAGGCCAAAACCUAAAGGAAAACCAGAUGUGGAACUUCUGAGGGACGUCACAAUAAAACAAAAAGUAAGUCAAGAACUAAACGAGCACCUCGCAAAUAUAUCUCGGGACCUUGCCCUUACCACUGAUGUGGAUAGCACGUGGAAAGCUAUAAAAGACAUCUUAAAUGGGACCAUUGAAGCAAAUCUGAAACCAACUCCUAAAAGAAAUAGGAGAGAGUGGAUGACAGGGGAAAUCUUAAAUCUGAUGGACUCACGGAGGGAAUGUAAAGCCGCUAAUGACAUAAAUAAGUACAGACGUCUUAACAGAAUAAUCCGCAUCAAAAUAAAAAGUGCUAAGGAACAUUGGAUAGAAGCCAGAUGCUCGGAAAUAGAGGAAUUGCAAGGACGUCAUGACCAUUUCAACCUACAUAAGAAAGUGAAAGAUUUUACAGCGACGAAUAGAAAAACUGCAGUCCACAACAUAUUGAGCUCCGAUGGAAAAUUAUUAGACUCCACAGAGGGAAAACUACAAGAAUGGGAAAAAUACAUCAAGAAUCUGUUCGAAGGCGCCAGAGCAGAGCCCUACCAGACGGACAUGAACGCGGAAGAACCAAGUAUUCUGAAAACCGAAGUAGAGUACGCGAUAAAACAACUCAAGGCAAACAAGAGCCCAAGGCCAGGCGAAAUAUUACCGGAAAUCUUAAAGCUAAUAAGCGAAGAAAACCUGCUUGUUGCUCUCUAUAACUGCGUUUAUGAAACUGGCAAAAUACCUCAAGAAUGGUUAGAAUCAAUUUUCGUACCAUUGCCAAAGAAAAAAACCCCAAAGACUGCGGAGACUUUCGCCUAA
Cylas formicarius (sweet potato weevil) is the source of this 1182-nucleotide messenger RNA. RefSeq lists its product as uncharacterized. The record is from RefSeq and is a predicted model, not a curated record. NCBI's taxonomy places the organism in Eukaryota, Metazoa, Arthropoda, Insecta, Coleoptera, Brentidae. The coding region runs from base 1 to 1182 and encodes 393 amino acids. The transcript has 2 exons. Gene Ontology annotation, biological process: chromatin remodeling. Gene Ontology annotation, cellular component: nucleus.